GGAAACUCGCUUCUGUGGAAAUGAAACUUUGUCGUCUGUCUGUGUGAGAGUGAACAACCGUCCAAAUGGCUCAGCAGGGAGUUCUGCUGGACCAGGACCAGUUCUGUUGUUCUGUCUGUCUGGAUCUACUGAAGGAGCCGGUGGCUAUUCCCUGUGGACACAGUUACUGUAGGAGCUGUAUUGAGGGCUGCUGGGAUCAGGAUGUUCUGAAAGGGGUCUAUAGCUGUCCUCAGUGCAGACAGACCUUCACUCCAAGGCCUAAUCUGAGAAAAAAUAACAUGUUGGCUGAGGUGGUGGAGAAACUGAAGAAGACAGGACUCCAGGCUGCUCCCCCUCCUGCUCUGUGCUAUGCUGGACCUGUAGAUGUGGCGUGUGAUUUCUGCACUGGGACCAGAAAGCAGAAAGCCCUCAUGUCCUGUCUGGUGUGUCUGGCCUCUUACUGCGAGACUCACCUCCAAUCUCACUAUGAAUCUCCUGCUUUCAAGAAGCACAAGCUGGUCAAAGCCACUGCACAACUACAGGAAAAGAUCUGCUCUCAUCAUGACAAAUUGCUGGAGGUUUACUGUCGUACCGAUCAGCAGUGUAUCUGUUAUCAGUGUUUGAUGGAUGAACAUAAAGGCCAUGAUACAGUGUCAGCUGCAGCAGAGAGGACUGAGAAACAGUUUAAUAGCUCAUUGAAGAGUGAUUAUCCACAGAGGAAGCUAAGGAUGAGUCAGCAGAAGGUCCAGCAGAGAUUCCAGGAGAGAGAGAAGGAGCUGAAGGAGCUCCAACAGGCUGUGGAGUCUUUCAAGAGUUCUGCACAGGCAGCAGUGGAGGACUGUGAUCAGAUCUUCACUAAGCUGAUCCGCUCUAUUGAGAGAAGGAGCUCUGAGGUGAAAGAGCUGAUCAGAGCCCAAGAGAAGGCUCAAGUGAGUCAAGCUGAAGGACUCCUGGAGCAACUGAAGCAGGAGAUCGCUGAGCUGAGGAAGAGAAGCACUGAGCUGGAGCAGCUCUCACACACAGAGGAUCACAUCCAUUUCCUCCAGAGUUAUCAGUCUCUCUCUAGUAUCAGUGUAUCUUCAGACUUACCCAGCAUCGUUGUCCAUCCUCUUCAGUACUUUGGAGAUGUGAGUAAGACUGUGUCUGAACUGAGAGAGAAACUAGAAGACUUCCUUAAAGGAGAAUGGAACAAGAUCUCCACUACAGUGAAUAUAGUGGAUGUUGUACUGCCUCCAGAGCCCAAGACCAGAGAACAGUUUUUACAAUAUUCCUGUCAGCUCACACUGGACCCAAACACAGCACACACACACCUCUCUCUGUCUGAAGGGAAAAGAAAAGUGACCUAUACAGGCCAAGUCCAUCCAUAUCCUGACCAUCCAGACAGAUUUACCAACGACGAGCAGGUUCUGUGUAGAGAAGGUCUGUCUGGACGCUGUUACUGGGAGGUAAAGUGGAGUGGGGAGGAUGUUGAUAUAGCAGUCUCAUAUAAAAACAUCAGCAGAACAGAGACAGGUAAUGAUGGUGCAUUUGGAUACAAUAACAAGUCCUGGAGUUUACAGUGUUAUCGUGGUAGUUAUUAUUUCAGACACAAUAAUGUUAAGACUAAAGUAUCAGGCCGUCAGUCCUCCAGAGUAGGAGUGUACCUGGAUCACAAGGCAGGUACUCUGUCCUUCUACAGUGUCUCUGACACAAUGACCCUCCUCUACAGAGUCCAGACCACAUUCACUCAGCCCCUCUAUCCUGGGUUUUGGCUCAUUGGUACUGCUGAGCUGGUUAAACUGUAGUAGGGUCCAUAUAGAUACUAGUCAUGCUGGUAUAGUCUAUUGCUGAGCUGGUUAAACUGUAGUAGGGUCCACAUAGAUACUAGUCAUGCUGGUAUAGUCUAUAGCUGAGCUGGUUAAACUGUAGUAGGAUCCACAUAGAUAGUAGUCAUGCUGGUGGUGAUGGUCCCCAGAUAUAAUGGUCUGUUUUUCUGUACAAUAAUUUGUCUGACUGUAUAAUUGAAUUAAAAUGUAAUGUACUUAUUUUUAUCAAAUAUUUUAAUCUUGUACAUUUCCAUGAAUCAUGAUGUAUGGUGUUGAUGUAUAUUGGUAGUCAUUCAGAACCAUCGAUAUGUUUUCUCAAUUGGGUCUCUGUCUCUAUGUAGUUCUCCUCAGUGGCAUUGAACAGGUAGUAUCACUAAGUAACUAACUAAACUAUAUGGGAUAGGUACCAUCACUUACUAACUAACUAAACUAUAUGGGACAGGUACUAUCACUUACUAACUAACUAAACUAUAUGGGACAGGUACUAUCACUUACUAACUAACUAAACUAUAUGGGACAGGUACUAUCACUUACUAACUAACUAAACUAUAUGGGACAGGUACUAUCACUUACUAACUAACUAAACUAUAUGGAACGGACACAGAUUAAUCCUAGUCCUGGACUAAAAAGUAUGUUCAAUGUAGAGGUCCAGGAAACCGGCCCUAAAUUUGGCAUCUUUCAUCCUCCCAUACUGCUCAGUCAAGCAACAUUAAACCUGUCCAGCAGGUGGUGGUAUUGACCAAACAAUAAAACCAGCAGAUAUCUUGACUUGCCACUCAGUUUAUCAGUAAUGUUCAGAAUAGUACUUUAAUAUCAUUGGAGAUUUAUGGUCUUUUUAAUCCACUAUCCAGAGUCAGGAACAGAUGAAGUUGGGUCUGCUACUGUUCAGUGAUUAAAUAUGACUUAUGGUGAUGGGAAAUAAAAAAUACAACAUUAAA
Oncorhynchus mykiss (rainbow trout) is the source of this 2722-nucleotide messenger RNA. The record is from RefSeq and is a predicted model, not a curated record. Lineage: Eukaryota; Metazoa; Chordata; Actinopteri; Salmoniformes; Salmonidae.